Pundamilia nyererei is the source of this 1491-nucleotide messenger RNA. RefSeq names its product dihydropyrimidinase (gene dpys). Lineage: Eukaryota; Metazoa; Chordata; Actinopteri; Cichliformes; Cichlidae. Bases 1 to 1491 code for a protein of 496 amino acids. The transcript has 9 exons. Gene Ontology annotation, biological process: pyrimidine nucleobase catabolic process. Gene Ontology annotation, cellular component: cytoplasm; cytosol. The record is from RefSeq and is a predicted model, not a curated record. Gene Ontology annotation, molecular function: dihydropyrimidinase activity.
AUGGAAGAGCCCAGCGGGAUCCUGAUUAAAGGAGGCAAAGUUGUGAACGAGGACUGCUCCGUGAUCGGCGACGUUUACAUCGAAAAUGGGAAAAUAGUUGAGGUUGGACUGAAUCUUCAGAUUCCAAAAAGAGUGCGAGUCAUUGAUGCCACCGAUAAACUGGUGAUCCCCGGUGGCAUCGACACGCACACGCACAUGGAACUGGCGUUCAUGGGAACCAGAGCUGUGGACGACUUCCAUAUUGGAACCAAAGCUGCUCUGGCAGGAGGGACCACAAUGAUCCUGGACUUUGUCAUCCCCCAGAAGGGCAAGUCUCUUCUGGAGGCUCAUGACCGAUGGCGUGAGACGGCUGAUCCCAAAGUUUGCUGCGACUACUCGUUGCACGUUGCGGUCACAUGGUGGAGUGACAAGGUCAAGAAAGAGAUGGAGACUCUGGCCAGAGAGAAAGGAGUAAAUUCCUUCAAGAUGUUUAUGGCCUAUAAAGAUGUGUUUAUGCUGCAGGAUUCUGAGCUAUAUGCUGCUUUUGCUCAGUGUAAGGAGGUCGGAGCCAUAGCUCAGGUUCAUGCUGAGAAUGGAGAUUUGAUUGCAGAGGGGGCUAAGAGGAUGCUGUCCAUGGGCAUCACAGGACCAGAAGGCCAUGAACUGUGUCGGCCAGAAGACGUGGAGGCCGAAGCCACCCAGCGAGCUAUCACCAUCGCCCAUGCUGUCAACUGCCCGCUCUAUGUGGUUCAUGUCAUGAGUAAAUCUGCCGCCAAGGUUGUGUCUAACGCACGCAGAGAUGGGCGUGUAGUGUUUGGGGAGCCAAUUGCAGCUGGUUUGGGCACUGAUGGUACCCACUGUUGGCACAAAGACUGGGCCCAUGCUGCUGGUUUUGUCAUGGGUCCUCCGCUUAGACCUGACCCCAGCACACCUGGGUACCUUAUGGACCUACUAGCUAAUGAUGAUCUAAGCGUGACAGGGACGGACAACUGCACCUUCUCUGUGUGCCAGAAAGCCCUGGGCAAGGACGACUUCACCAAGAUCCCUAACGGUGUGAACGGCGUCGAGGACAGAAUGUCUGUCAUCUGGGAAAAAGGAGUGCAUAGUGGCAAAAUGGACGAGAAUCGAUUUGUGGCUGUCACCAGCAGCAACGCAGCAAAAAUCUUCAACUUCUACCCGCAGAAAGGCCGAAUCGCCAAGAACUCGGAUGCUGAUGUGGUUAUAUGGGACCCAAGGAUGACCAGGAAAAUAUCAGCCAAGACUCAUCACCAGGCUGUGGACUACAACAUCUUUGAGGGUAUGGAGUGUCAUGGGGUACCUGUCAUUACCAUCUCCAGAGGCAAAGUGGUGUAUGAGGAUGGGCAGCUGAAGGUGUCACCAGGACAUGGCCAGUUCAUCCACAGAAAACCAUUUUCUGAGUUUGUUUACAAAAGAAUCAAGCAGCGGGAGCAGGUGAGGAAACCUACAGCUGUGACCAGAAAGCCAUAUGAAGGCAAAGUCAUUUCUGUCUGA